Molecule: messenger RNA, 484 nt
Organism: Arachis stenosperma
Lineage: Eukaryota; Viridiplantae; Streptophyta; Magnoliopsida; Fabales; Fabaceae
Exons: 2
Source: RefSeq, a predicted model, not a curated record
AACCUUCUUAAAGUUUCGAGAACUAGCUUUCCCUUAAAGGUAUCCUCCCUUAGUCCUUAUAUAUUAUUCCUUUCAACACCUUUCUCUAUAUCCAACAUUCAAACCAUAAAAACGUAUCACCACGAAAAUCCACAAAUUAAAUACCCUUUUAAAUCUGGAGUCAAAGUUUUCCAUCUUUGUCUAAUUGGAUCUCUAUAUAAUUCCUCUCUAGCUUGGUGUGUUAAGAACUCCGAAAAUAAGAACAACACAGAGGACAAAAAAAUGUUGCAGUUGUUCUUCACAAUGGCUUUCUCUGCAGUUCCAUUGAUCCUCUAUAUUCCACCAAUCAGAAACUUGAAUCUCUUUGUGGAAGCCAUGGAAGACAUAAGCAGAGAAUCAAGAUUAUACAGCAAUAGGAUAUACCCUCGCCUAAGGAGUGCUUGGUUUAGGGUCAUCAAUUGCUUCCUAUGCUACAACACAAGGAAAUAUGAAUUCUGAAACUGUG